CGCCGGAUGGUAUAUUUGAACAGUCCAGCCGCGGUCACACUGCAGUACACAGAAAAUUUACAGAAUUUGAGAAAAUUAGGGAAUUAAACGCACAAAAGGCGAAUUAAAGAGGUCCAAAAUACAAGGCGCGAUUAUCAGGCGCCCCGAGGACCAAAAGGCACUGGAAAAGAGUCCGCAGAGAAGAGGAUAACAAGGACAAGGGCCGCAGAAAGCAACAGCCCUCCGCCGCCGCCGCCCAAAAAAACCAAAACGACUGAGGACUGCCAACCAGCCAUAAGAAGAAGCACUCCCACAAUCUGCCAUCUCCAAUCUCUAGAACAUAAAGCACUCCAAAAAGUCUAGGAAUCUACAUAUAAAACCAUGCAGGCGAUCAAGUGCGUCGUGGUGGGCGACGGAGCCGUAGGAAAAACAUGCCUGCUGAUCAGCUAUACGACCAAUGCCUUUCCCGGCGAGUAUAUACCCACCGUUUUUGAUAACUACUCGGCCAACGUGAUGGUCGAUGCCAAGCCGAUCAACCUGGGCCUUUGGGAUACGGCCGGACAGGAGGACUACGACAGGUUGAGGCCUCUAUCCUAUCCACAGACAGAUGUCUUCCUUAUCUGCUUCUCGCUGGUUAAUCCGGCCUCGUUCGAGAACGUGCGGGCCAAGUGGUAUCCGGAGGUGCGCCACCACUGCCCCAGCACGCCCAUCAUCCUAGUGGGCACCAAAUUGGAUUUACGCGACGAUAAGAACACGAUCGAGAAGCUCAGGGACAAGAAACUGGCACCCAUUACAUACCCGCAGGGUUUGGCCAUGGCCAAGGAGAUCGGGGCUGUCAAGUAUCUGGAGUGCUCGGCGCUGACGCAGAAGGGUCUUAAAACUGUCUUCGACGAGGCCAUCCGGUCGGUUCUAUGCCCAGUACUGCAGCCCAAGUCCAAGCGCAAGUGCGCCCUGCUCUAAAAGAGAUAGAGAGAAAGAGAUAUCCCACAAUGGAUUCUAUUUAAACGUAAUAUUAUUAACGAUAAACGAUUAUGUAACCUAAGUGUUAGCCAGACAUUUGGCUGAUCCGUAGUUUCUUUGUUACACUUUGCCACUAAUUUCUGCUACAGGGGGGAAUCCCCCAUUCAAACUCUUGCUUUCUUCGUUUCCGAGUUCGUUUCGUGUGUUCUGUAAUUCAUAAUCUAAUUCUGUUUACCCGUGCAUUAAUUUCAACUAAAAGUUAAAAGCGAGAUGUUUUUAGAUAAAAUGGAAAACCCAAUGGGCUAUCUGUAACUGUAAACUCUAACUGUAUUUUGUAUUAUUUAAUAACUUUUGUAAUUAAAAUUAAUGUUGUAAAACUGAGGUAAAACCAAAAAAAAAAAACAAAAAAUGUGAGAGAAGACGAUUGUCGCAUAAAGAGCAUAAAGCAUCGAUGUCGCCUGAUUAUCGUAAGUCCUCUAACCGGGAUCAGGAUAUUGAGUCAGUAAAGUAAACGUUCCAUUGCAAUUACACUUACAUUAUUACAUACUUGUAUUUAGAUGUUGUUGGAUAUCGAAGGGACGACGCGAACAGGUAACAACUUUUUAAACUUUUGCUAGAUCCAAGAACUAUCAAUAUAUAUAUAUAUAUAUAUACAUGUAUGUAUAAGAUGAAAAGUCCUUCGUAUACUAUGUACUGAAAUUAAAGGCAUCAAACUGAUCAACUUUGAAUACUUUGUAUUUUAAAACAACAGAUAUUCAAGAAAACCAGCAACAAAAAAAACAUGAACGAAACCACGAUAAUUAUAUAAAUGUGUCUAUUUCAAUGGAAAUCAAUAAAGCAUUAUUAAUGAGAA
Drosophila rhopaloa is the source of this 1792-nucleotide messenger RNA. RefSeq names its product ras-related protein Rac1 (gene Rac1). Lineage: Eukaryota; Metazoa; Arthropoda; Insecta; Diptera; Drosophilidae. The coding region runs from base 361 to 939 and encodes 192 amino acids. Gene Ontology annotation, molecular function: GTPase activity; GTP binding; protein kinase binding. The transcript has a single exon. The record is from RefSeq and is a predicted model, not a curated record. Gene Ontology annotation, biological process: small GTPase-mediated signal transduction; motor neuron axon guidance; regulation of cell shape. Gene Ontology annotation, cellular component: cytoplasmic vesicle; plasma membrane; cell cortex.